Molecule: messenger RNA, 1252 nt
Organism: Xenopus tropicalis (tropical clawed frog)
Lineage: Eukaryota; Metazoa; Chordata; Amphibia; Anura; Pipidae
Gene: bdnf
Product: brain-derived neurotrophic factor
Exons: 2
Coding region: 430-1173 (247 amino acids)
Cellular component (GO): extracellular region
Molecular function (GO): signaling receptor binding
Source: RefSeq, a predicted model, not a curated record
CCCAUUCACAGCUCCAGAGGGCUGCUCAGCCAGUGUGUAACCCCACUGAGUUACACUAGUAUGAAAUCUCUCUCUCUCCAACAAGAUCAAAUGGAGCCAUUUAAUGAAGAGAUGCCAUUGUGUCCACCAUGCACCUUCCACUAUCAAUAAUUUAAAUAGCCCUCGCUGCAAGCCCCGAAGACCAAGCCUGAAUAUUUUUUUGGGUUUUUUUUCCCCCCCCCGUUGUUUAUUGUUUGUAGCCUUUUUAAUUUUUUUUUUUCCUGAGGACAGCUGGAAAGAAAACUUCACCCAAACAAACAAAACAAACCACAAAAAACUCCAACAAAAUAGAAUUUAUACAGAGUUUCAUCUGAGAUCCCCAAUACAAGUGUGUUGAUGUGUUCUUUGACAAGUACUAACUAAAAUAAGUUCCAUCAGGUGAGAAGAGUGAUGACCAUCCUUUUCCUUACUAUGGUUAUUUCAUACUUCAGUUGCAUGAAAGCUGCCCCCAUGAAAGAAGCCAGUGUCAGAGGACAAAGUGGCCUGGCCUAUCCGGGUCUUCGGACCCAUGGUACUCUUGAGAGCAUAGGUGGUCUCGGUGUCUCAAGAGGAGGAGGACUUCCUUCACUGACAGAUACUUUUGAGCAUGUCAUAGAAGAACUCAUGGAAGAGGAACAAAGCAUACGACAGAGCGAGGAAAGCAAGGACUCUGACUUGUAUUCAUCUAGAGUUAUGCUAAGCAGUCAAGUACCUUUGGAGCCACCACUGCUUUUCCUACUUGAGGAGUACAAAAACUACUUGGAUGCUGCAAACAUGUCCAUGAGGGUCCGGCGCCACUCGGACCCAGCCAGGCGCGGAGAGCUGAGCGUGUGUGACAGUAUUAGCGAAUGGGUUACAGCAGCAAACAAGAAAACUGCAGUGGACAUGUCGGGGCAAACGGUUACUGUCCUCGAAAAAGUCCCCGUAUCCAAAGGCCAACUGAAGCAAUAUUUCUACGAGACCAAAUGUAACCCUAUGGGUUACAUGAAAGAAGGCUGCAGAGGCAUAGACAAAAGGUACUGGAACUCUCAGUGCCGAACUACUCAGUCUUACGUGCGGGCUUUCACCAUGGAUAGCAAAAAAAAAGUUGGUUGGCGCUUUAUAAGAAUAGACACUUCUUGUGUAUGUACACUGACCAUUAAAAGGGGAAGAUAGUGAAUUUAUCUUGUAUAGAUUAUAUUGAGAAGAAAAUAUCUAUUUGUAUAUAUACAUAACAGGGUAAAUUAUUCCGUAA